Molecule: messenger RNA, 2130 nt
Organism: Dunckerocampus dactyliophorus (ringed pipefish)
Lineage: Eukaryota; Metazoa; Chordata; Actinopteri; Syngnathiformes; Syngnathidae
Product: gastrula zinc finger protein XlCGF17.1-like
Exons: 2
Coding region: 264-1565 (433 amino acids)
Biological process (GO): regulation of transcription by RNA polymerase II
Molecular function (GO): DNA-binding transcription factor activity, RNA polymerase II-specific; RNA polymerase II cis-regulatory region sequence-specific DNA binding
Source: RefSeq, a predicted model, not a curated record
ACCCGCCAUUGCCGCUAGUUUUUCCAGUUAGCAUUUGGAGAAAACACAAUGAAUAAUUGUUAUAUCUGUUUAUUGUGAACGGCACAUAGAUGAAGUGUCAGGGAGAGAGUGUUUUAUUCAUGUCAGGAUAUACUCGCUUCAGUGAACUUCGAAGCUUCUCAAACUAGCUUAACUUGCUAACUGCUAACAAAGAGACGCUGUGUGAGCAACAUAUCGCUAAGCAGAGAUCAAGUGUGAGUGUAGGGUGUUGUGAUUGUGUGAAAAUGUGUAAAGUGCAAAUACUGAGAGCUUUAGUGAAACAGCGACUAACUGCGGCUGUUGAAGAAAUAUUUGUAGUGUUGGAAAGAACGAUAGCAGAGUACGAGGAGGAACUUUCUCGAACAAAAGAGGAGAACGAGCGACAACGUCAACUACUGGACUCUGUUUUCAAGAACCCUCAAGUUGUGUUACACAGAGCAGACGUCAGCGAAGAACAUCUUCCCCAUGAGCAGGAUGAGUGGAAUUCCAGGAUGGAGCAGGAGGAGCCACAGCCCCCCCACAUUAAAGAGGAAGAACCAAAGCCCACCCACAUUAAAGAGGAGGAAGAGCAUGACAGCAUCAGUCAGGAGGGAGAACAUCUUGAAGGAUUGGAGGAGUUCCCAGUGAUUGGUGUCACUGUGAAGAGUGAAGAUGAUGAAGGUGAAAGUGAGGAAGAGAGAGAGGUGGAGCCUCCAAGCAGCAGCUCAACUCAACACAUGACAACAGAAGCUGAUGGAGACCACUGUGGAGGAUCACAAGCACACAACCUCUUAGCUCCACUAUCAGAUAGUGACGACACAACGUCACACUCUCCUGACACUGAUGAUGAAGACUCUAAAGCUGGUGUGACAUGUCACACUGACAACACACGCUUUAAAUGCUCUCAGUGUGACAAAACGUUUGUUUACAAGAGAAAUUUGAGAAAACACAUAAAACAGCACACAGGAGAGAAACCUUUCACCUGCUCAGUCUGCGGUAAGAGAUUCUCUCUUCAGUCAAUUUUGAAAGUACACACAAGAAUACACACUGGAGAGAAACCUUUUUCUUGCACGGUGUGUGGUGAAACAUUCCCUGUGAAGACAGCUUUGAAAGUACACACACUAAUGCACACCGGAGAGAAACCUUUUCCCUGUACGGUGUGUGGUAAAAGAUUCAAUCAAAAAGGUAGUUUAAAGAAACACACUAAAAUACACACAGGGGAGAAACCUUUUCUCUGCGUAGUUUGUGGUAAAAGUUUUGCCGAGAAGGGAAAUUUGGAGGUACACACAAGAAUACACACUGGAGAAAGACCUUUUUCUUGCACAAUGUGUGGUAAAAGAUUCCAUCUUAAUGGUGGUUUAAAAAGACAUACUAGAAUACACACUGGAGAGAAACCUUUUUCCUGCUCAGUUUGUGGUAAAUGUUUCGCUGAUAAGACAACUUUGACUAGACACACAAGAACACACUGUAGUGAAAACAACUUUUCUUGUUCAGUGUGUGGUCAGCGAUUCAGAAAUAGUACAAACUUGACUGAACACAUAAGAAGGCACACUGGAGAGAAACUUUAAAACGUAUUUGAAAGGACACAUCCAGCUGGUUCCUGAAGAACACCAUAAGGGGUAGUACGAAUAUGCAAGCCAGUGUUGCUCUUCAAAAAAAAACCUAAAGUGCUAAGAGAAGGACUAACGUUGCUAACUGACAUUAUGCAAACCCCCCUGCUAAGCGACCUGUAGCUAAAGACGCUCCAUAGUAAGACAGCAUGCAUGAAACAGAGCGUAGUACGGCAUGGAACAGAAUGUAUUCACAUCCUGGGAGCUGAGUGUAAAAGUUAUGCCGUGUGUACUCUUUGAUAGAAUUAAUUAUUUGCUAAACAGAUUGAAUAUACAUGUACAUGUAUAAAUAUGUGACCCAUGACACUGCACAAAUCAUGUUGAUGUCAAUAAACCAAACACAAAUAAGAUGGUCAGGAAAACGAUCAUGAUUUAUUCUAUUGACCUGCAAGUUUGGGUAGGACCACAUGUGGCAUUUGUAAAGCAACAUGUAGAUAUCCUAAGAGGUGUUUUGAUCCGCUUUGUGAUAUAGGUGAAAAAUCAUAUGAACAUGUAUGUAUUGACAGAGGAAAUAAAUACUUGU